Podarcis lilfordi (Lilford's wall lizard) is the source of this 14048-nucleotide messenger RNA. The record is from the annotation of a GenBank genome assembly. NCBI's taxonomy places the organism in Eukaryota, Metazoa, Chordata, Lepidosauria, Squamata, Lacertidae.
AAGCAGGCAAGGCAGCUAUUAUUAGUUUGGGGUGUCAGGCCUGUUCCUCUGCAAACAUCUCUUAAUAUCACCUCUUGGGGGUUUGCCCUGAAAACAAAGAGCCUUGUUGUUGUGGCACCUUUAAAAAGCCAAGGGACAUAGGAAGCUGCCUUAUGUUUUUUCUGGGGGGAAGCCUUUUAGCUCAGUGCUUUGCAAGCAGAAGGUCCUAGGCCCAAUCCCUGGUUUCCAUCUCUAGGUAGGGUUAGGAGAGAUUCCCGGUUUGAAACCCUGGAGAACCAAUCAAUGUUGACAAUCCUAAAACAGAUGGAGCAACUCCGUCUAAUGGAUAUUUAUUUGGGGAAAAUCCAUGGGUCAGUGGAAGAGGACCUGCCUUGCAUGGACAAAGCUCCCAGGUCUAAUCCCUGGCACCUCCAGGUAGGAGAGGGUUCUGUGGCUGCUCAGUUAUGCUAAUGCAUGGGUAGGCAAACUAAGACCCAGGGGCCGGAUCCAGCCCAAUCGCCUUCUAAAUCCGGCCUGCGGACGGUCCAGGAAUCAGCAUGUUAUUACAUGAGUAGAAUGUGUCCUUUUAUUUAAAAUGCAUCUCUGGGUUAUUUGUGGGGCACAGGAAUGCGUUCAUUAUUUUUCUCUCAAAAUAUAGUCCGGUCCCCCCACAAGGUCUGGGGGGGGGGGGAGUGGACAGGCCCCCUGCUGAAAAAAGUUUGCUGACCCGUGUCUAAUGCAUCAGGAAGAACCACCUGGACAAAAUUGCAGUACAGUGGUACCUUGGGUUACAGACACUUCAGGUUACAGACUCCACUAACCCCAGAAAUAGUACCUCGGGUUAAGAACUUUGCUUCAGGAUGAGAACAGAAAUCGUGUGGUGGCAGCGGGAGGCCCCAUUAGCUAAAGUGGUGCUUCAGGUUAAGAACAGUUUCAGGUUAAGAACGGACCUCCAGAACGAAUUAAGUUCUUAACCUGUGGUACCACUGUAAACUGUAAGGUCUAAAGAGAAAAAUAUUGCAUGCUUUGUGAAGUCCCCAAUCUACACGUACAUCUGCAUUUUAUGAUUGGGUUGGUUCAGGUAGCGGCUCUGCUUUUUAUAUACAGUUGUAUAGUUAUAUAGAUAUUUCUUUUCCUGACAGUGUUUGCAUGGUUUUGUCAUGGCCUUUGGCUAGUACAGUAAAGCUUAUUUUGAUUGAUUUGAGGUAGGCCUGAGAGAGCUGCUGCAAAUCAGUGUGUGCAAUGCUGAGCUCUUAUCUGUGUUUAUUGGGCAUUUGUUCUGGGAUAGUUAUGUGACAAAGAGCAUGACCACUAUUAUUAUUUAUUGAUGAUGAUUAUGAGUGAUUACAUUCAUUAUUAUAAUUAUAUUAUUUAUAAUUAUCCCAAUUCAUUCAUCAUGUAGUCAUUUUGAUUUGAGGGGUGCUUAUACCAUCAGCCUUUCAUCCACUUUUCAGUGAGGGGUUUCCUGACAACUCUCAACAUCAUUAAAAACUAAAGUGCUCAGGAUUUUUGGGGGGGAAGCCAUGACAGCAGAGGCAGAGUGGUGUAGUGGUUAGUGUUGGACUAGGACCUGGGAGACCAGGUUGAACCCCCCCUUCAGCUGUGAAGCUCACUAGGUGGGCUCGAGCCAGUUGCUUCCUCCCAGUCUAACCUACCUCACAGUACUGUGGAAGAAAAGGUGGGAUAUAAAUGCAAUAAGAAUAAUGAAUAUAUUGCCUCAUCUUGUGGCAGUGAGUCCCACAAGUUAAUUACACACCAUGUGAAGAAGUACACAGCUAGGUGGGGCGUUGAGGAUACUUUUCCUGGGUGCAACCCUGUCUGGGGGCAACAGGCAUCAAAGAUCAUGCUGUAAUAAUAUUAUUUAAAUACCUGUAAUUAUCAUUAUGUAAUGUUUUCCUUUCAGCAUGGAAUAAUUAAAGAUGAGCCAGCAUUGUGCAGUAGUGGUUAGAGGGUCAGAUUAGAAUGUAAGAGAUCCUGGCUGAAGUCCCCACCCAUUGAACAACUCCAGUCAUUUAGCUCAGUAUCGUCUAUCGAGGGAAACUUUGGCCCACCAGAUGUUGCUGAACUACAACUCCCAUCAUUCUUGACUAUUAGCCAUGACUGCUGAGGCUGUUGGGAGUUGGAGUCCAACAGCAACUGGAGGGCUGAAGAUCCCCCAAGCCCUGGUCUCUUCUGAGUGGCGGUGACUGCAGGGUUUCAAAAGGGAGUUUUUCCUAGCCCAAGAAACUGUUGACCACCCAUCCGUCUGCCCUUUGUUUUGUGCAUACAGAAGUACCUCGGUUUUCGAACGCCUCCGUAGUCAAACGUUUCGGAACUCGAAUGCCCAAAACCCAGAAAUAAAUGCCUCGGUUUUCGAACGCACCUCGGAAGUCGAACAGGAAACGCGGCUUCUGUUUUGAGUUUUCAGUUUUGAGGCUUUUGGUUUUGGAAUGUUUUAGAACUUGGAUGGACUUCCGGAACGGAUUACAUUCGAAAACUGAGGUACCACUGUACUAGGAAUGCCCUCAAAGAAGCCCGGGAAGAGGAAUUCAAGGUAAGAAUUUCAGUUUCCCCCAGCCCAAAGCAUGUGCUGCGCUACUGAGCUAUGACAAUUCCCCUGGCGCUCAGUGUUCCUGAAGCUUAUGGGGAGACCCUGGGCCAUAAUCUUUGAGUCUAUCCCACCUCACAAGGUUGUUGUGAUAAAAGAUGUCUGUGGGAAGAACGCAAGAAGAUCAAACCUAUCCAUUCUUAAGGAAAUCAGCCCUGAGUGCUCACUGGAAGGACAGAUCCUGAAGCUGAGGCUCCAAUACUUUGGCCACCUCAUGAGAAGAGAAGACUCCCUGGAAAAGACCCUGAUGUUGGGAAAGAUGGAGGGCACAAGGAGAAGGGGACGACAGAGGACAAGAUGGUUGGACAGUGUUCUCGAAGCUAUGAACAUGAGUUUGACCAAACUGCGUGAGGCAGUGGAAGACAGAGGUGCCUGCCGUGCUCUGGUCCAUGGGGUCACGAAGAGUCAGACACGACUAAACAACUAAACAACAAUAACAAUGGAAAGAACCACUUAAGAACCUCAGGCCUAGGGGUCAAAUGCAGCUUUCCAGGCCUCUCUAUCCGUCCCUUAGCAUAUUUCUCAGGCCAUACCCUGCACUGGUCCUGCUUCAUGCCCCAAAUGUUUUUGCCUGGCUGGAAUGUGUCUUGAUAAUGCCUCACGCUUGUUUGGGUCGAGGACACAGAGGUGUGUGUAUAGAAGGUACCGGUAGUUUAAUGUACCAAAGUAAAAACUGCAUUCAUUGCUCUACUCACUUUUGCCCCUGGCCUGGCCCACAACAGACAUGUGGCCCCCAGAAUCUUGCACACAAGAGAAUGUGGCUCUCUGGUUCUAAAAGGGUUUAAGCCUUCCUGAUCUCCGUGGAUGAAGAAAGCAAAAUGAGCCUACUAAAUAUAUAAAGCUUUCCAGAUAGUAGAUUAAAAAAGCUAGACGUCAGCUUUCUCGGAGGCUUAGUCAGGGCAGCAGGCCACACCUGCAGCCUAACCCAGCGUAGCACAUUCAGCUUUGUCAAGAAGGAUAAAAUUGGGGAGGGGGGGCAUGACAUCAAACAGUGGCAGCAGCCAGCAGGGGUUACUCGCAAGCACCUCUCAACAGGAGCAGUCUUGCCUAAGCAGCUUCAACACCAUUUCCCCAGUAAUAUCUUUAAAAAGCCCAUGACUAUGUGCCUUAACCCAGCAUUGGUUCCGGCCAAAGGGGGUGAAGAGUUCAGAGAGCUUGUCUCAGGUGUAGGAAUGUCUAUUUAUGGCACCGAGUGCCAAGGCUGUUUUUAAAGCACCGCUUUUAAAAGUUGGCAACCUUAUUUGCAGGCGAUAGCCUACUUUUUAGGGUUGUAUCAUGCUGCCUGAGGUUGAAUCAGACCAUCUUGUCAAGCCCUGAUGACUGACUGGCAGCAGUCAUAGGGGGUCUCAGCAGGAGGCGUUCAUAUCACCCAUCACCCGAGAGCUCUUCUUAACUAGAAAUGUGGAGGAUUAAAACCUUAGAUUUUCUCCAUGGAUGAGAUGAACAAAAUGCACGAGGUUACAACAAACAGGGUGGAUUUGAUUUAAAUCAUUUUUUUACAGAAAGACUCAUUCUUGCUGGUAUAAUCUUAAUUUUUACAACCAGAGGAAGGUUUCAUUUUUGGAAUUAUAAAUUUUCAGAGUAGUUUUUACAAAAAAUUCUGAUUUGAUUAUAUUAUUAGAAAUACAUAGACAGAUAAUUAUGAAAUUAUUGUGAGGUUUAAUAAGUUAACUGUUUAUAUUUGGGCAACUUUUCUGCUGUACUUUUAUUGGAAGGAGAAAAACAAUCAUUUCCUUAAUAACAAUUUAAACUGUUUAUUUAACUAAAACAAUAACAUUAUAGCAUAUGGAUCCAUGUUUGUUAACCAAUGUGGUUAACCAAUUAAAAAAACCCCAAAAACUUAGACUGAGUUUUAGCGCACAUGAAAAAUUUUAAGCAAAUCCUUAUUUCCUGAUGAAUAGCCUUUGGACUAUAAUGUAACUUAAAUAGAAAACUGUCUUUAGAAAUAUUUUUCCUCCAAAAGCAUUUUAUUUUAAAAAUCUGAUUUAAAUUAAAAACAAUCCAAUUUAAAUAAAAGAAUCUGAUUUUUUAAAAAAAUCAUUGAUUUUUAUCCACCCUGGCAAUAAAGGCACUUGAUAUUAUUAUAGAAAAAUAUGGGACGUGCUCACUCAGAACAAAAUGUUGCGGUGUGGAGUGUUUUAAACUGUGUUUUAAAUGUUGUAACCUGCCGUGGGACCCUAGGGUGAAGGGCAGUUAAACAAUAAUGAGUUAAAAGGGCCCGACCCCCUUUUCGGAUUGUUUUAGGAUUCUCCUCAUUCCGGAAACUAUAGUUUACCCCCGCAGGGCUAUAAUUCCUGGCACCAAGAAACAAACUUUAGUUUCCAGAAUUCUUAGUUUUAAGUGUAUGGUGUACAGGCAGCCUAGGACAGAAUACUGAAACUGUAGAAGCUAUGUGUCUUUGCUUAAGGUCUAUACAAACUGCUCGCUUUCAAUGAACUACCGUAUGCAUUCUGGUUUGAGCAGUUUAGAAAGCAGAUUAUGUCUCGCCACAUGUGCGAAAUUGACUGAGCCUGAGUCAGCACCCAAAGGGAGAGUCCUGCUGUCAGUAGGUGUUGACAGCUGGUAUCUAAGGCAAAGUCUGGAGCUGGUGGAGUAACUGGGAAGGAUGAACCUUUAGGAUAAGCUGGUUUAUCGGGGUACUUCUGCACAGUCUCAAGAUUUCCCCAAGCUUGCUGGUGCUCCCAUCUUGUGCCUGGAUGCUGUGUUUUUGACAACAUAAACAACAGCUCUCAUAGCUUCAACACUGGAAAUAGAGGGAAUUUAGUCCGAUUGGGCUCUGAAGUAAGCAACUGUAUAUUCUAGGCUAAAACUGUACAGUGGUACCUUGGGUUACAUACGCUUCAGGUUACAGACUCCACUAACCCAGAAAUAGUACUUUGGGUUAAGUACUUUGCUUCAGGAUGAGAACAGAAAUCGCGUGGCAGCAGCAGGAGGCCCCAUUAGCUAAAGUGGUGCUUCAGGUUAAGAACAGUUUCAGGUUAAGAACGGACCUCCGGAACGAAUUAAGGACUUAACCCGAGGUACCACUGUACAGUGGAACCUUGGGUUGCGAAUGUGAUCCAUCCAGGAGGCACGUUCGCAACCCGCAGCGCUGCGUCUGCGCAUGCGCGUGACAUAAUCUGGCGCUUCUGUGCAUGUGCAAAGCACGAUUUAGCGCUUCUGCACAUGUGCCGAAACCCGGAAGUAACUCGUUCCGGUACUUCCGGGUUCAGCGCGUCCGUAACCUGAAAACGCGCAACCCACAGCGUUCGCAACCCGAGGUAUGACUGUAGUCAAAUCCAUACCACAUACAGUGGUACCUCGGUUCUCAAACUUAAUCCGUUCCGGAAGUCCGUUCCAAAACCAAAGCGUUCCAAAACCAAAGUGCGCUUUCCCAUAGAAAGUAAUGCAAAAUGGAUUAAUCCGUUCUAGACUUUAAAAUACAACCCCUAAAACAGCAAUUUAACAUGAAUUUUACUAUCCAACGAGACCAUUGAACCAUAAAAUGAAAGCAAUAAACAAUGUACUGCAGUCACACAAUCAAUCAAUAAGUAGCUGAACUGGGUUCCACACAGUCACAAAAACAAAACAAAAAGAGCCGCAAAAUAAAUAGCAAAAACAGACAGACCUCAGUGUAACACUCAAAAUGGAAGUGUGGCACUCAAAAUGGAAGCGUAACACUUGAAACGGAGCAUGUUUGGCUUCUGAAAAAGGUUCGCAAACUGGAACACUUACUUCCAGGUUUGCAGUGUUUGGGUUCCAAGUUGUUUGAGUACCAAGGCGUUUGAGAACCAAGGUACCACUGUAUUUUAAGCACACAGUUCCCUCUGCCCCAAGAAUGCUGGGAACUUUAGCUCAUCCCUCACAGAGUUAUACUUCCCUUAACAAAAUGUGGCUCCCAGGAUUCUUUGGGGAAAGCACUUUAAAUUUAUGUUGUGGAUGCGACCUGUUGUAAUGAAAGUUCAGAAGCUGCUGCCAGUCAGCGUAGACAAUAUUGAGCUAUAUGGGCCAGUGGCCUUACUCAGUAUAAAGCAGCCUCCUAUGAGAGGGAAAUCUGUGACAGAGCAUAUGAUUUAUAUUCAGGCGGCCCCAGGCUUGACCCCUGGCGUCUCAGUGUAGGGCUGGAGCAGAAUCCCACCUGAAAAGCUGCUGCCGGUCAGUGUAGACAUAAUGGGGCUAAAUGGACCAAUGGGCUGACUUGGCAUAUGGCAGUUUAUUUACUUAAUUAUUUCAGGGAUGUGUAUAUGUGUGUGUGUACAGUGGUACCUCGGGUUAAGUACUUAAUUCGUUCCGGAGGUCCGUUCUUAACCUGAAACUGUUCUUAACCUGAAGCACCACUUUAGCUAAUGGGGCCUCCUGCUGCCGCCACGCCGCUGAAGCACAAUUUCUGUUCUCAUCCUGAAGCAAAGUUCUUAACCUGAAGCACUAUUUCUGGGUUAGUGGAGUCUGUAACCUGAAGCAUGUGUAACCUGAAGGGUAUGUAACCCGAGGUACCACUGUAUAUGUAUAUAUGUGUGUGUGUGUGUAUAUGUAUAUGUGUGUGUGUGUGUGUGUGUAUAUAUAUGUGUGUGUGUGUGUGUGUGUGUGUGUGUGUGUGUGUAUAAAAUAAAUCACCAAACCAUUUUUUAAAAAAAGCAUCAUGGUGGUAUACAACAUUCCCUACUAUUCUUAACCUUAUUUUGCUAGCGGGGUGUGUGUGUGUGUGUGUGUGUGUGUGUGUGUGAACCGAGACUGAGCGAACAGCAGCUUACAUGUAAAUCUUGUUGAAGGGCGGGGUAAUAAAUACCUAAAGUUGGGAGGCUCUAGAAGACAUCCGUCACAGACGAUAAAAGGAAAUACCAUUCCUGACUCAGUUGAGUUUAACAAGUUCUCCAUCGUUCGACCACCCCUGGAGACUUAAGGCAUGCAUGCUUGCUAUCCACAGUCUGCAUCCAAUCUGCCUAACAUUACAUCACAUGUGAGAUAAUUACUGUUUAUAGUAGGGAACUAGGCACUCCCAAUUCUGCCUGAGGCCUAAAAAGAGGCAGCAUCGAAUCCCUCUGUGAACUCAAAACUCAGCCAUUUUACGCUCUGCAAAGUUGGUCUUGCCAACUAGGCGGAGGACGCAAAUUUUAAUCUCGGUUUUUAAUCCUCUUUCAUAAAAUGUGUACACCCCUUGAUUGUAGAGUGCUCAAUCCCUGUAUAUUCCAAAUUAGUUCCAUCUCAAAAGGUUGGUGAUGGAACUGAAGCCUUUUGCUGUUGCCUAGCAACCGCAGGGCACCCUCCCAACUCUCUUAGGGCUGGCCUGGAAGAGAAUGGGGUAUGUUUCUCCCUGCUGUUGCUAGGCAACCACCAGUGUUUCCCUGUCCUCUGAAUCCACAACACAGCUGGCUAGGAACAAGGGCCAAAAAGUGUCCUGUGAUGGAGGAGGUCUGCAAUCAAAUCCCCUGACAUUUUUAUUUUUAUUUUUUACUUCCUUUAAAGCAGCCAGAUUUUGACUGGGGAGAAGUUCCAUUGUAAGACCAUGACCUCAGCUGACCACUUAAAAGUGCCCUCAUCAGCACCCCCAAAGAAUAGGCUAGGUUGCAAGAGCUAAGGAACGAUGCCCUCCGGGCCAAUGGGUGGGCAUUCCCUCCACCUGGCCCUGUCCUAGCUGCUAGGAAGGAGAACAGUAGCCAUAGGGAUGUGAGUGACUGAGCUGGAAGCGGGCUGGGAGUUGGAGACACAGAGACCUGCUUGCUCUGUCCUGAAUCCAGAGCUGUGUCUAAUGGAGAAGCAAGAUCUGUUGGGGUGUUAAUGUUGUGAGCCCCUCCAUCUUAUACCCAGGUUGUUCAGCCCAGACACUGAGAUCCAGCUCCGAGGGCCUCAUUGCGAGAAGUGAGGUUACAGGGAACCAGGCAGAGGGCCUUCUUGGUGGUGGCGCCCGCCCUGUGGAACGCCCUUCCUUCAGAUUUGAAGGAAAUAAGCAGCUAUCCUAUCUUUAAAAGACAUCUGAAGGCAGCCCUGUUUAGGGAAGCUUUUAAUAUUUAAUGCUGUAUUGUUUUUAACACUCGAUUGGGAGCCGCCCAGCGUGGGUGGGGAAACUCAGCCAGAUGGGUGGGGUAUAAAUAAUAAAUUAUUAUUAUUAUUAUUAUUAUACAGUAUGUGUAAAUAAAUCUAUAUAUCCUAAAGAUGCCACAGUCUCCAACGAAGCAGUAUUCUUUCUGUUGUGAGAUCAAUUAUAGCACUUUUUCCUCUCUUUUUUUUUUUUGCUGGAGAAUAGGGCAGUGGGAGAUUUACUUUAGGAGGGUGGCAACAUGAGAACGGGCUUUUUCUUUAGUGUAAUGCUCUCCCCAGGGAGGUUUGGCCAACGCCUUCAUGAUAUACCCUUAGGUACUAGGUGAAAGGGACGUGGGUGGCGCUGUGGUCUAAACCACUGAGCCUAGGGCUUGCCGAUUGGAAGGUUGGUGGUUUGAAUCCCUGCAACGGGGUGAGCUCCUGUUGCUCGGUCUCAGCUCCUACCAAGCUAGCAGUUCGAAAGCACGUAAAAGUGUAAGUAGAUAAAUAGGUACCGCUCCGGCGGGAAGGUAAACGGCGUUUCCGUGCGCUGCUCUGGUUUCGCCAGAAGCGGCUUAGUCAUGCUGACCACAUGACCCAGAAAAACUGUCUGCGGACAAACGUCAGCUCCCAUGGCCAGUAAAGCAAGAUGAGCGCCGCAGCCCUAGAGUCGUUCGUGACUGGACUUAACUGUCAGGGGUCCUUUACCUUUACCAGGUGAAAAUGUUUCUCUUUAACCAGGCCUUGGGCCGAUUGACAUCCGAUGCCCUUUUAAAUGUGUUUUGGAAGGGGGGUUGUCGAUUUUGUUUUUAUUAUGCAUCUUCUGGGUUUUUAAAAAUAUAUAUUGUGAUUUUAUGUUGUGAACCGCCCUGAGAUCUAUGGGGAUAGAGCAAUAGACCAAACAAACAAACAAACAAACAAACAAACGGUGUUCUGUGGGGCAGGGAGGGUUAAGAAGUCUGCAUGCAGCAAGCCCGGAUUGUGAAUUUAGGAAUCUUAUUCUAGCAGAAGGGCCACCUCUUCAUGGGAGGGCAUCUGCAUUUGCAGGUUCGAUCCUGAACGGCAUCUGCAGGUAGGGUGAGACCAUCGCCUGAAAUCCUGGACAGCUGCUGCCAGUGUGGUCCCAUCUGCACUCCCUGUUUAACUAAGGAAGUACACGACUUUAAACAUUCAACAAACAACACUUCGCCAGAUUUAUUUGGGGUGGGGGGAGCCGGGACUGAAGGAGCAUCUCCACCCCCAUUGUUCUGCCCAGACACUGAGGUCCAGCUCCGAGGGCCUUCUGGCGGUUCCCUCGCUGCGAGAAGUGAGGUUACAGGGAAGCAGGCAGAGGGCCUUCUCGGUGGUGGCGCCCGCCCUGUGGAACGCCCUCCCAUCAGAUGUCAAUGAAAUAAACAACUACCUGACUUUUAGAAGACAUCUGAAGGCAGCCCUGUUUAGGGAAGCUUUUAAUGUUUGAUGUUUUACUGUGAUUUUAAUAUUUUGCUGGAAGCCACCUAGAAUGGCUGGGGAAACCCAGCCAGAUGGGUGGUAUUAUUAUUAUUAUUUGGGAUGAUACAGCCUUAGACCUAUAUGCAGCACAAAUGGUGAGCCACAUGACCAUGGUAGGCUGGGCCGCAGGAAAAAAAGUGAGUGGGGCAAUGAAUGUAAAUGUCACCUUUGUACAUUAGGCUGCUUUCUACACAAACACACAUACACCUCUUUUUCUAGAAAAAAUAGCCCUGCAUCCAGGCACGCAAGAGCCGUGAUCAGAGUUCAAGGGCACUCAUGACAUGGGCGUAGCUGGGGGGGCAGGGAGGGGCAGUUGUCCUCCCCCCUAAGUCAAUAAAAAUACAUAGCAAGCCAAGGUCCUGUGUUUGGUAGCUAUUCAGCUCAGACAUGAAUCAUAGCAAGGUAGAAUCAUAGAGUUGGAUGGGACCCCCAGGGGUCAUCUAGUCCAACCCCCCCUCCCCUUUGCUAGAAGUCCUAACACUCUUUGCCUCCUUAGCAAAUCUCCAUCUGGCACUUAACGCCACCACACCUCAUUAUCCCAUUGAGAGUCGCUCAGCAAAUCGCCUGUAUGGCAAAGCCACACGGACCGAGACGCCAGCCCUUCCCCUCAGCAGGAAUGAAACAAGAAGUUGGUUCCUUCCAUCUGCUCUUCUCCCCAUUUUGGUUUGCUGCGUCCUUUCCUUUGACAGGUGGUCGCUCUGGUCGCCCCUCCCUCCUUCCCCUGCCAAGGCCGUUGCCAGUUUUUUUGAGAGGGACCUGGGCAAAGUGCCCUCCCCACAGAGCUUAAACAGAGGCAGAUGAGGAUGGGCAGUGGCAGCUGAGAAGGGCAGGCAGCUGUGCAGAUGCAACACACUCCUUGAGCCCUAUGGGUAUCUACAGAGCCUGGUGUGAUUAUCUUCCUUGAACCCAGUGCUUCUGGGACCUGCCUCGGAUAUGUAUGUCAGGGCCCAGAGGCGUAAGUGUAAGGGGUGGGGGAGAAAUUCCAUGCAGUUUGCAUUUAAGCCCUUCCGAAUUUGCACUUCCUGGAACAAUAGACAAACUAAAACACAGCCAACCUUCAAAAUUUGCACUUUUUAGAAGUUUUCGAUGCAGUUGUCUAGCCAAGAAGUGUGUACAAAAAUGCCUGUACUAGGGUAGUCUCCAUAAAAAUGCAUACGACAUACAAUAACGCAUUAUAUCAGGGAAGAUUGCUUUGCUAAAAAUAUGUUCCUUAAGAGCCACUGCAUACAAAAAUGGGUUUGCUAGGAUGUUCACGCAAAACCGCUGGUGAAUUUUCAUGACCUUUCCCCCCCUUUUCUUCUUUUUUUAUAAAAAAAAUGUUAACUGAUGUGAAGAUGUACAGAACUGAACUGAAGACUGGCUAAAUGAGAAGCAGAAAACAGAAACUGAUGUUAUCUCACCCAUCCUUCAUCAGGGAUAAAGAAGAUGGUGGUUGCAGCCAUGUGGCCUAGCACUUUAAUUUCACGAUUUAAUUGUUUAACAAUAUGCAUAUACCGCUUGACUGUGAAAAAGCAAGAGAACCUUCUCUUCACAGUAGCAGGAAAACCACGGUUACAACUAAUGGCUAAUCUGAAGAGAGCUAAACCAUGCGCCCGGGUUUGGACAACAUGCUAAUCCAAACUACAAAUGUAUCUGCACUGCACCUUUAAAGCAGUAUCACACCACUUUAAACAGCCAUGGCUUCCCUCAAAGAAUCUUGGGAAGUGUAGUUUGUAAAGGUUGCUGAGUUGCUAGGAGACCCCCUAUUCCCCUCACAGAACUACUGUUGCCAAAGUGGUUUAACAGUCAAUUCCUUUUCCUAGGGGACUGAGGGGAAAAGGGGUCUCCAACAAUUCUCAGCACCAUUAACAAACUUCACUUUUGAGGUGCCUUUGGGGGGAAGCCAUGACUGUUUAAAGGGGGAAUAAUCCUGUUUUAAAUGUAUUGUGCUUCUGGGGAUCAAGAUUGCAAUCCUGUAUAUGUGGGAAUAAGCCCCACUGAUGCUAGUAAGACAUACUUCUGGGUAUUACCCACAGGAAUCAUGGGCUGCAAGGUUAAAUUAUUAUUUCAUCAUCAAAACCUCAGACAGGGCCUAUGGCUUUAAUCAGCAUGGUAAUGUGCAGAUCAAGGCUUAUCUGAACCAAGACACCAACAUAUAAAGAAGAAAGUCAUGAGGGAAAGAUUUGUUAACAGGCUUACACCUAACAUUCAGAAACCUGUGAAAUAACAUUCUAGUUUCAGACGAUACUCUUCUGCUGACAUGAAACCUGCUGCACCUGAAUUUAUUGGCAAGUUUGAUUUAACUAAUCUAGGACUCAGUUGAGACCAGGGUUGUCUCUACUGCUAACACUGUUACGGCCAGUCAAUACGGAACAUUUGCUCCGAUUUAUUUCCCAAUCAGCCUUUUGUCCAUCCGUUUCGAUGCAUUCCUAACCACACUUUUUCAAAAAGUGAUUAUGUCAUGCUAGGGCGACAAAGCUCUUCAUGCCUUUUAAUUGCACCACCCAAAAGUUGCAGUGUACUCUUGAAUCCCUCCUGCAAAAAUACCGACAAGUCUGGAGGCAUUGUGCGUUCUCACCAAUAACAGCUGUUGUGAAAGGUCACUGCAAUAAACUAGGAGACAUUUGAGCUUCGCAGAAACAUGCCUUGGAGUUACUCUUAUCUCUGGCAUUUCUUAACCCACUUUCUCUCUCACACACAGGUGUAGAGAGAGAAUCUGCCAACCAGUAACAGCACUUCAGAGAUGAAGAGUCUUAUGGCGCCUUAAAGACUUUGUUUUCCGGUGCACAAGAGCUCGUGCUAGAAGAAUAUAGUUGUUAACCUUCAAGGCAAAAUGGGACAUUUUUGUUGGUAUCGUUGCAAUAGCCCUAACACUGCGAAACCCGCCCCAGGAAAGUCUAAAACUUGGUGCAGGCACAAUAAACCUUUAAAUUAGCAUGUGAUGCUCUGUUUAUAUGUGUGGUUUGCUCUCCCAGGCUAAAUCCCUCCGGGACUGGAGGUCUGAAAUGCAUGCAGGAGACCUAAACUCUGAGACAUCCACAUAAGCAGUUUGAAAGCAUGACCCCUCCCAUAGCUGAAAGCAUCAAGUCUUCCUUCCCCCCUCCCUGGCUCCCUAGUAGUCUCUUACCCACAGAAGCCUCUGUCUGGAAAGGUCUCCAAAGGAUGCCAGGCAGUGCCCAGUCACUGAAGUAGGCUCUGGGGCGUUCCCAACUGAGCAAUGGCGCCUUCAGUGCUGAAUCAGACGUGCACCAGCCAGUCCCCUACUCCUCUUGACAGUUCAGCAAUGCAGAUAGAAAAAGCUUUCAGCCGUGUCCCUGGCUUCCCUGGGCAGGCAGCCACACAGCAAAGCGGUGUUCUCACAGUGGGCAGAGGUGGAGCGAGGCAAUGCGCCAGGAAUGCUAUCUGGAGAGGCCCUAGGAAAAGGAGCUUGGAGGUUGUUCGUUUUAUUUUUGCUUGGUUUUUUCCCCCAGCAGAGAUGGCCUUGGCUCAAGCCCAGCGCUCUCUCCGGAAGGCCUGCGCUUUUCGCCCAGUCGCUUCUGACCCUGACACUUGGAGGCCGGAGUGAGGAACUGCAUUUAACUCCACCCAAAACCACUCAACCUGCAUCAGCUGGAAACUGCUGAUAGCAAUUGGGCUUUUAUUGGAUGGAGGGGGGGAAGAAGGGAUCAAAGAAACAAGCGCAGGCUGGGUGGCUGCAGGCUGUUUUUCAAUUAACUCUCUGGAAAAGAAAAAAGGCCUUGAAAUACCUAUUGGCUGAAAUGCAUUUCCUGGAAAUAAAAGCCACAUUUUCACCACACCUGCACCCCUUUCCAGGAACUUGAGAUGUCUUCUCUUUCAUUUUGGAGUCCUGGAUUUGAGCCAGCUGCCAAAAUAAAGGAGUGAAAUGAAAAAUGAACAAUGCUUUCGAUUUCAUUUCUCUCUCUGUUUCCCUCCCCCACCAGACUUAAAUUCAUUUCUGCAUCUGUUUGUGACUGGAUAAGAAGAAACCCUCAAGGAAAUUUAUCAGCAUUUUAGUGUG